Molecule: messenger RNA, 1819 nt
Organism: Cavia porcellus (domestic guinea pig)
Lineage: Eukaryota; Metazoa; Chordata; Mammalia; Rodentia; Caviidae
Gene: Adk
Product: adenosine kinase
Exons: 11
Coding region: 238-1275 (345 amino acids)
Biological process (GO): purine ribonucleoside salvage; purine nucleobase metabolic process
Cellular component (GO): cytosol; nucleus
Molecular function (GO): adenosine kinase activity
Source: RefSeq, a predicted model, not a curated record
CCCGCCACGCCUGGGACGGACUCCAGCUGUCGGCCGGAGGCGGGGCGUCCGCCUCCCUCCGGCCGCCGCCAAUCAGCGCGCAGGGCUGGCUCGCCCGGGGCCGCCCGCGCGGGGUGUGUGAGGACGCGCUCGGGCUGCGGGGUGCAGGAGCCGGGGAGCGGGAGCGUGGUACCUGCUGCUGGCCGGCGGACGCAGAGCAUCGGGCGCGCGCGCGGUGGCUGGAGGCAGGAAGGAGUCAUGUCGUCCGUCAGUGAAAAUGUUCUCUUUGGAAUGGGAAAUCCUCUUCUUGACAUCUGUGCGGUAGUGGACAAAAAUUUCCUUGAUAAAUAUUCUCUGAGACCAAAUAACCAAAUCUUGGCUGAAGACAAGCACAAGGAACUUUUUGAUGAACUUGUGAAAAAAUUCAAAGUCGAAUAUCAUGCUGGUGGCUCUACCCAGAACUCAAUGAAAGUGGCUCAGUGGAUGAUUCAGCAGCCACACAAAGCGGCAACAUUUUUUGGUUGCAUUGGGAUAGAUAAAUUUGGGGAGAUCCUGAAAAAAAAAGCUGCCGAAGCCCACGUGGACGCUCAUUACUACGAGCAGAGUGAGCAGCCAACGGGAACUUGUGCUGCAUGCAUCACUGGCGACAACAGGUCCCUUGUUGCUAAUCUUGCUGCUGCUAAUUGUUAUAAAAAGGAAAAGCACCUUGAUCUGGAGAAAAACUGGAUGUUGGUAGAAAAAGCAAGAGUUUGUUAUAUAGCUGGUUUUUUUCUUACAGUUUCCCCAGAGUCAAUAUUAAAAGUGGCUCAGUAUGCUUCUGAAAACAACAGGAUCUUCACUUUGAAUCUAUCUGCACCAUUUAUUAGCCAGUUCUACAAGGAACCGUUGAUGAAAGUUAUGCCUUAUGUUGACAUACUUUUUGGAAAUGAAACGGAAGCUGCCACUUUUGCUAGAGAGCAAGGCUUUGAGACUGAAGACAUUAAAGAGAUCGCCCGAAAGACUCAAGCUCUGCCAAAGGUGAACCCAGGGCGGCCACGGGUCGUAGUCUUCACCCAAGGGAGAGAAGACACCAUAAUGGCGACAGAAAGUGAAGUCACUGCUUUUCCUGUCUUGGAUCAAGACCAGAAAGAAAUUGUUGACACCAAUGGAGCUGGAGAUGCAUUCGUUGGAGGGUUCCUGUCGCAGUUGGUCUCCAACAAGCCCCUGACCGAGUGCAUCCGCGCCGGCCACUACGCGGCCAACGUGAUCAUCCGGCGGAGCGGCUGCACCUUCCCCGAGAAGCCGGACUUCCGCUGAGCCUGAGCCAGGAGCCGGCCCGGGACAGCACCCCGUCCCCGUGCAGAGCACCCCAGUGCUCCCACGAUCUGCAGUCUCUCGGCAACCGUAGUUUCUCACUGCCUCUUCAAUGCCAUUUAAACCGAAACGUAGAAAUUUUAUUUCAUUUUCAAUUACUCUGUAAAUUCAUGUGUAUUUAGUAAAUUGAACUGUUUUUUUACAUUUCUGCUUUGAAUGCAGAUGCAAUUUAAUAUAAUGAUUUUUUAAAGAAAUUAAUCCUAACACAUCUAUCUUUAGCUUUUUAUAUAUAACUUUAGAAAUGCGUGCAUACACACAUAGAUAAAGGAACAACAUAUAAUCAUGAUAGUCAAAAUAAGAUACAAAAUACACAUCUAACCCGGUGAUUCCAAAUAAUCUCUUCAGUGUGCACUCAAUCAUAUAAUAAACUUUGGAUAAUUGAGUAAUUUCCCAACUGUUAAAUUGUAUUACAAUAUUCAAAUCAUAAACUUCAACUUACUUACGAUACUCUUUAAUUUGAUACAAAUAAAAACUUGUCAUACAGGAA